AGAGUUACCCUCCUGUGACCCAUGGAUGUCUUUAACUGCCCCUCCUGCCAGCAGGCCCUCUGGGACCCUGUAACUGUAAGAUGCGGCCACUCUUUCUGCAAAAGGUGCUUGCGGGGGCCAGCAGUGGACAGGUGCCACGUUUGCAAGCAGAAGCUGAAGCCCAGGGGUGCCCAGGAGCUGAAAUGUAACACCCUUUUAUGCAACUUGCUGGAGAAGUGCCUGCAGAGCGAAACCAGACUGAACAGGGUGAGAAGCGACCUGCGCGAUCUGCUCUCACUCCAGGACCACGAAGAGGCAGCAAAAGUGGCCUCCAGAGGAGUUGCGAUGGAGAUAAAGCACCCUCCUUUGUAGAUCACUUCAAAGGACAAACCUUUCCAGGCCCAAAAAUCAGGAGGAAAGAAGAAAAAAGACAAGCAUUAGAAGAACAAAAGUGAUACAAUGUUGCUGGAACAUGCAUUUAACAAACCUCCAUUAUACUUAUUAAUGCGCUUCUGCAUGUGUGUUUGUAAAUGGUCUGCAAUGUAUAUACUGAUCUUUACUUAAAGGUCAUGGGUUUUCAGAAUAAAACCUUAAACAAA
This is a messenger RNA of Spea bombifrons (plains spadefoot toad), 578 nucleotides long. Its product is annotated as LON peptidase N-terminal domain and RING finger protein 2-like. The coding region runs from base 198 to 434 and encodes 78 amino acids. NCBI's taxonomy places the organism in Eukaryota, Metazoa, Chordata, Amphibia, Anura, Pelobatidae. The transcript has 3 exons. The record is from RefSeq and is a predicted model, not a curated record.